GCGGAACGGGCUACGCAGCACGCACGCAGCGUCGCCGCUUUCGAACUCCGGGCGCGGACGCAAGCACGCACGCACGCGUCCGUCCGCCAUCCACACCGCACCGCCCCCCGCGAGCGACCCAACCCUAGCCGCAAUCCCCACCCGCCGUCCCACCCUCCCCUCCCCGCCCGCCGAUGCAGACCGAGGCGCGGGUGGGCGGCGUGGCCCUCGACGGCCGCGGCGCCGUCUCGGCCUCCCCCCGCCAGGAGCAGCAGCAGCGCCACAUCGGCACCGCCGCGCACCUCGCCGCCGGGGGCUUCGCCGGCGUCGUCAGCAAGACCUGCACCGCGCCCCUCGCCCGCCUCACCAUCCUCUUCCAGGUAUGCAUUCAGAUGCUGCAGCUCUAAGGAAGUGUAGUAUAUGGCACGAGGCUUCGCGGAUUGUUCGAGAAGAAGGAUUUGGGGCAUUUUGGAAAGGCAAUCUUGUCACCAUUGUACAUCGAUUACCUUAUUCCGCCAUGAGCUUCUAUUCUUAUGAGCGAUACAAAAAGCUUCUCGGAAUGGUGCCUGGCCUGGAUGACCCAAAUUAUGUUAGUGUCGUACGUUUACUUGGUGGUGGUCUAGCGGGAGUGACAGCUGCAUCUGUAACUUACCCGUUGGAUGUUGUUCGAACUCGUUUGGCAACACAGAAAACCACCAGGUAUUACAAGGGCAUCUUUCAUACGUUGUCCACAAUUUGUAGAGAAGAGAGUGGGAGAGGAUUGUAUAAAGGCCUUGGGGCCACGUUAUUGGGAGUUGGACCGGGUAUAGCAAUCAGCUUUUAUGUAUAUGAAUCCUUGAGGUCUCAUUGGCAAAUGGAAAGGCCGAAUGAUUCCAAUGCCGUUGUGAGCUUGUUUUCUGGGAGUCUAUCUGGUAUUGCAGCGUCAACAGCUACAUUUCCUCUUGAUCUUGUAAAGCGACGUAUGCAACUACAUGGGGCGGCUGGGGCAUCACAAAUCGAAAAAUCAAGCAUAACUGGAACCAUCCGCCAAAUCCUUCAAAAGGAAGGUCCUCGUGGCUUCUACCGAGGCAUAGUCCCGGAGUACCUGAAGGUUGUUCCUAGCGUUGGAAUCGCCUUCAUGACCUAUGAGGUAUUGAAAAGCAUGCUCUCCAGCAUUGAUGGGGAUGAUGAGAACUAAGGUCGCAAAGCAGUUGCGUUGCCUUUUUUUUGCCGCCCUAGGCAGUUUUGUAGGUGUUGGUAGGAUAAAGCAAGCUUUACCUGAGGUUAUGUCGUACCAUAUAGGCUAAUUAAAGAGCAAACAAUUGAAUCUGUUUUCCUGUGAGUGUUAUGCUCUGAUUCGUCAUGCAAUGUAAUGCCAUUUGCAAGGAGAAAACUCCAAAGGUUUAAUGGAUUCUGUGUAAUUUCAACUGCGGCAUUAUGUUUUCGUGGAAGCAGCAAAUGUGGCUGCAGUUGUAUAAAGAGGUAACAUUUGACAGUCAA
Triticum urartu is the source of this 1458-nucleotide messenger RNA. The record is from RefSeq and is a predicted model, not a curated record. Lineage: Eukaryota; Viridiplantae; Streptophyta; Magnoliopsida; Poales; Poaceae.